This is a messenger RNA of Petromyzon marinus (sea lamprey), 4800 nucleotides long. RefSeq names its product oxysterol-binding protein-related protein 6-like. The record is from RefSeq and is a predicted model, not a curated record. Gene Ontology annotation, cellular component: perinuclear endoplasmic reticulum; nuclear membrane; cytosol. Gene Ontology annotation, molecular function: cholesterol binding. Lineage: Eukaryota; Metazoa; Chordata; Hyperoartia; Petromyzontiformes; Petromyzontidae.
CGAACGGGUCAAGGGCGCCGCCCUCCCAGCACGGCUGCGAGUUCCAUCAGCUGAUGCGCGCUACGCCAGUGUUGUUGUUGCUGCUGCUGCUGCUACGGCCGAUACCACCACCGUCAGGAGCACCGUGCGCGCGUUUGUGAAGUAGGAGAUGCAGCAGGCUCCCCCUUCCUCCUCCUCCUCCACACACUCUUCACCGUGAAGUGAAGAAGGGAUGGCAGAAGAAUACUGAGUGAAGCCAACACAGGCAGAUCCCCCCCCCCCCCCACCAGUCUCGUGGGAGCUUGAGCAGCCUGCACAACCACACACGCACAAACACGCACACACGCACACACACGCGUGUAUGCCGCAGUGCCUGCUUGCGCAAACGGCACCGCUCAAGAAUCGGGACGGUAAAUUCCACUGGUUGCGCUCUCUGCAAUUCGACAGAAAGCACUUUCAUUAGAAUUCGGCCAAUGAUCAUUGUGCGCACGGUGUGUACAUUUUACGCACGGUGGCGGACUCGAGGCGUUGCAUACAAAUGAACUGGCAAACUAACUCGGCUCUACAAGUGUUGCCUCUCGUCUGCCCUUCCGCACAGCUUGUCAGCAGAAAUCUGCAAUCGUUCCAAAGAAACUUAAAAAUUGUGAAUUUGCUUAUUUGGCGCUGAUUUGGAUGGGACUAAGGAAUCCUCUAAGCUGAACCUCUGCAGUGCUGCAUUGUCGAACAAGGUAGGCAGACGGAGACGGUGCGAGUGAAAAGAGGAGCGAGGGGCAGCAAUAGACAGAUAGAAAAGAGAAAAGGAGAUAAAUACACUGGCAGAAAGAAGAAGGGAGGAAGACUCUUGAGGAAUUAGCCAGGUCUAAAGAGGCCAAGAAGAAAGUGGACAAUAAUCAUUUAUAAAGCAUCUCAAUGCUAAAUCGUAUCCAGGCGCUGUUUUAAAUCGACCGAGAGACAGACACGGCUACAAACGUGGAGACGAAAAGUGAGCAGAAAUUCAGACACCACCACAAGAAAUUGCGCACACAAACAGGAACUCAUAUUCGCAAGCAUAUAUAUAUUCACACGAAUCGCGAGCGGUAAGCCCGGGUCCGGGCACCGACAGACGGAGCCAAGAUGAGCGGGGACGAGCGGAUGUCCUGCUCAUCGCCGUCACACUCCCACAAGGCAGUGACGCCCCGUGGGAGCCAGUCGUCCCGCGACGCGCGGCAGUCGAUGACAAGUGCAGACGAGAGUCCGGUGUCUGCAGGCCACGACUCCAUCCUGGCCUCCCGUCUCACGUCUGCACAGCCCUCCCCCAAGAAAGAUGCCCAGGGGUGGGAGAUCAUCGAGGGCCUCCGGUCAGGGCAGCCGGACGUUCACAAACCCGAGAGGCACGAGGGCUUCCUGCUCAAGAAACGCAAGUGGCCUCUCAAGGGCUGGCACAAGCGGUUUUUUGUGCUGGAGAAUGGGAUCGUGAAAUACGCCAAGUCUCCAGCGGAGGUGCAGCGUGGAAAGCUGCACGGGAGCAUAGACAUUGGCCUGUCCGUGAUGUCCAUCAAAAAGAAGUCGAGGCGCAUCGAUCUGGACACGGAGGAGUACAUCUACCACCUCAAGAUCAAGUCCCAGGAAAUGUUCGACGUGUGGGUAUCCAAGCUGAGGAACCACCGCCUCUUCCGUCAGAACGAGAUCGCCUGCUCCCCCGGCACCGGCAGCCGCCAUCUGCUGUCCCCUCUGGACGUGUGCCCGGGGCAGCACUUUGCGGAUGGCAAGAUGUCGCGCUCGUCCAGCAGCCCGGGCCUCUCGGGAUCCCUCUCCAACGGUCAGAUCAAAAUGACCAGCUGGCUCCUGGACACGGAGGAGAUGGACCACUGUGCAAGAGGCCUCAACGACUGCCAGGCGAAUCUAGCUCAGCUGAGCGGCAUCUUGAAGAGCCUGGAGAUCCUGCAACGGACUCAGUCGGCGCCUUCGUUCUCCGACAUGCAGGGUGCCUGUCUUGAAAACGGAAAGAAAGAAAAGCGUAGCUCUCGCCGCUGGAGAACCAAAAGUGUGAGCAAGGAUUCUAAAAUGCAUUUGCAGCUUCCCAACAGCCCGUCCGCCUCUCCCAUCCGCCUGCACGCCUCCAACCCCAACCUGAGCAUCGACGGAGGGGCGGGGCUGGGCCCAGGCAUCGCCGAGUCUCUGGACGGCUGCUCCACCGACUACAGCCGCCUCCAGGAGGAGUUCUGCUGCGUGGCAAAGAAAGUGCACGUGACGCUCAAGUCCGUCUUCAACUCGGUGGCCAUCGAGAAGGAGAAGCUGCGGCAGGUGGCGUGCGAGCACGAGGCGGCGGGCGCCGGCCACGCCGCCCACGUGCUGGCGCUCAAGAAGGCACUCGCGCAGGCCACGGCUCAGAAUGGGGACCUUAGGAGCAGAUUGAGUCGCAUUCACGCGGAUUCAAAUCUCACGGAACCCCUUGUCAACAUCAUCCUCAGCCCAGACAUGCCCCCCGAGCCCCCCCAGGAGGGACCCCUCGUGCCGGUGCCGCUCAGCGAGAGUCGCCUCUCUGUUUCCGAGUCCGUCUCGGAGUUCUUCGAUGCCCAGGAGGUGCUCAUCUCGGCGAGCUCCUCCGAGAACGAGCCGUCGGACGACGAAUCCUACGUGAGCGACGUGAGCGACAACGUGUCGGAAGACAACAUCAGCGUGACGGAUGGGGCGCCGCAAACGUCGUUAAGCACACGGGAGGGCGGCUUCCGCAACGGCAGACGAAGCUUCCUGCCGGCGCCGUGCCCGGACACGAGCGGUGUGAGCCUCUGGAAUAUCCUGCGCAACAACAUCGGCAAGGACCUGGCAAAGGUCUCCAUGCCGGUGGAGCUCAACGAGCCCCUCAACACCCUGCAGAGGCUGUGCGAGGAGCUCGAGUACAGCGAGCUGCUGGAACAGGCGUCCGACACGGAGGACCCCGCACAGCGCAUGGUGCUGGCGGCGGCGUUUGCGGUGUCGGCGUACGCCCCCACGUACUACCGCUCCGGCAACAAGCCCUUCAACCCCGUGCUCGGCGAGACCUAUGAGUGCAUCCGGGAGGACAAGGGCUUCCGCUUCGUGGCCGAGCAGGUCAGCCACCAUCCACCCAUAUCAGCCUGUCACUGUGAGUCAAAGACAUUUGUGUUGUGGCAAGACGUUCGAUGGAAGAAUAAAUUUUGGGGCAAGUCAAUGGAAAUCCUGCCGCUGGGAACAGUCAGCCUCAACCUACCCAAGUACGGCGACCUGUACGAGUGGAACAAAGUGACGUCCUGCAUCCACAAUAUCCUCAACGGGCCGCGCUGGAUCGAGCACUACGGCGAGAUCACCAUCCGCAACCGCCGCAGCGGGGGCUGCAGCUGCAAGCUCACCUUUGUCAAGGGAAACUACUGGAACUCCAACGUGAACGAGGUGCAGGGAGCGGUGAUGGACGCCGACGGCAAAGUGUUGCACCGGCUCUUCGGCAAGUGGCACGAGGGUCUCUACUGCGGCGUUCCUCCCUCCGCCAAAUGCAUAUGGAGGCCAGGCUCGAUGCCCAAUGACUACCAGCUGUACUACGGCUUCACGCGCUUCGCCAUCGAGCUCAACGAGCUGGACCCCGCACUGGCGGCCGUGCUGCCGCCCACGGACACGCGCUUCCGCCCCGACCAGAGGCUACUGGAGGAGGGGAACGUGGAGGCGGCGAGCGAGGAGAAGCGGCGCGUGGAGGAGACGCAGCGCGAGCGGCGGCGCCACCUGGAGGAGAAUAAUCUGCAGCACCAACCACGCUUCUUCCGGAGAGUGGUGGACUCCAGCGGCCGGGAGUGCUGGGUAACGAACGGAACCUACUGGGAGCUGAGACGAGAAUCUGGGUUCGCGAAACUGGAAAGCCAGGUUCUCUGGUGACGUCCUCUUUGCCGUGGGGGGGGGGGGGGCGGGGGGCUGACGCGGUGUCACACCGGAGGGGCGCAUUCAUAUUCAAACAUAAGACCCAUUUGGUGUGCUCCACCAGUACUUGCCACUAUAGCCCAAUUAUUACCAGGCAGGUGAAACUCCCACCGCAGUUUUACAGCGGUCAUUUGACCCCGCCCCAUUCUCGCAAUCCCCUCCCACUCAUUAUCCUAGCCUCGCCCCCAGUUUAUAAGAUGGCUACCGCCCCCUCUCCCUUCCCCAAAAGGCUUUUGUCCCUUCUGUGCACUCAUAUACCAGUUAAGACUUCCGUUUGGCUGUUAUAUAAAGUAUAUAUGUAAAAAAUACCAUAAAGUCAUAUAAAUUGAGAAAACAAAUAUUACGUAUUAUCCAAAUUGUCCGUAUCUUAUAGGGAAGUGUAUCAUAGCACGAAUUCAAUGCAAAGAUUCUGUAUAGUGCGAUAGCCUGUGCAGCUCUGGAAACAAGCUGUGUGCAUUUUUUUUCUUCUUUCAUAAACCUGCUAUGAAUGUUGCAACAUUUGCACAAUUUCUAAUUUAAAGUCUUCACCGGUGGUGGUGGUGGUGCCGAUCGUAAUCGUGCUAGUCGAAUAGUCUGACACGUGCAAUUCUGUUCUCAUCAUUAACAAUGCUCUAACAACUGAAAUCUGCAAACGUUGUUCUCUGCUUCCGUUCGAGUUAACGGAUAAAAUAGGACUUACGGAAAAUAAAUAUAUAUUUUUGCUGCUAAAUUUCGAACUUUACAUUUUGCAUGUUAAUAUAAAUGAUGAGCAUCGUAUUUUAAAUGGUGGAAAAUGAUGACGAUGAAACAAUGUUUUCCUAUUUAAACUGUAAUAAUUAUUAGCAUUGUAAGUAAUUCUCUAUCAGCUACUGUCAAAAAAGGAUCCCCGUACAUUGUGAUUUAAGCACUUAAAGAUCAAUAUAACCUGUAUUCAAGUAA